Ochotona princeps (American pika) is the source of this 1022-nucleotide messenger RNA. RefSeq lists its product as uncharacterized. The transcript has a single exon. The record is from RefSeq and is a predicted model, not a curated record. NCBI's taxonomy places the organism in Eukaryota, Metazoa, Chordata, Mammalia, Lagomorpha, Ochotonidae. The coding region runs from base 464 to 562 and encodes 32 amino acids.
GUAAAAGGUGUCCACUUUUUUUAAGUUUUGGUUUUAGUUUUGUCUUGGAUAGUAUUUGGCAAGAUUUAGCUUAGAGAUGAUGUAGUAUUUAUUUUGUAAGAGUCAAAAUUGCUUUGUUUCUGGGCUGUUUUCAAAAACUUAGAACUCAUGUAUCAAAAAACUUUUUUUUGUUUUUUGUUUUUUUAGUUUUGUCUUUUAAAAUUUCUUAAAUGGUAACUGUACCAUUGUGAAACAAAAUUUCAGUUCCCAAAAGUUUACCCUUUUACUAACUGAAAUAAUUACCAAGUGUUCAGCUGUAGCCGUCACUAGAAAAGGAUUUGGAACUAGACCGCAUACGCAGGCCUUGGCAGGGCCGACCCACGGUGUCACACCCGUGACACGCUGGUGUUGAUACAGAAGAGGAGAAGCUGCCCUCCCCAACCCUCCCCAGCUGCCCCCUGCGUGUGGACAGUGCCCCUUGAGAAUGGCUGUGACGCUGCUCUGUCUCCUGCAGCUUGCUGCACCGCUCUGCAGUUACUCUGUAACUGUACGGUUCUAUCUGUUCUGGUUAAACACUCCCUGAUUAUGAUGAUGAUGAUGAUACACGUAUAUCUAUAUUAUACACCUCAGAAUAUGUAGAGGGAUUUCCCUUUACCUUAAUUUUGUGGGCUGUGCAAAAUUCAGUAUGACAUUAGUUUCAUGGUGCUUUGGUGUAAGCUCACUAUUUUUAUAAUGAACCCAAAUCCGAAGGCUUUUGUAGUGUAUUUUAAAAGGGGAAACUUACCCAAAUGUUUUGUUUCUACACCAUUGUGUAUAUGUAUGUGUGUGUAUAAGCCAGUUAGUUUUUAUGUCCAUGUAUAUUUUAUACAUAUAAUACUUUAUUUUUACAUAGAAUUAUGCUUUUAUUAUACAGAUAAUAAAGAUGGGGGAAGGUUUCUGUUUUUUUCUUAAUAGGUGAAGAAAUCUUGAAGACCAGAAAUUGGAUCUUAUUGAAUUUUGGUGUGCUUUCUUUUUUUUUCUUUUUUUUUUUUCUUUUUCUUUUU